Messenger RNA from Bactrocera oleae (olive fruit fly), 1784 nucleotides. NCBI's taxonomy places the organism in Eukaryota, Metazoa, Arthropoda, Insecta, Diptera, Tephritidae. The record is from RefSeq and is a predicted model, not a curated record.
AAAUGUCCAUCAAUAACUUCGCUCCGAUAAUGGACUAUUAUCAAUAUAAUGAAAGUUUAUUUGUAUUAUUUAAGGAAAAGACGUUAUUGCGGACCCAUCACUACCUUCGUUCAGUAGAUGACCGGAAAAAGUUAGUUAACUUGUUGGCAAGCCUCAUGUGUUUUUCUAGAAUACCACCGAAAGUACGAGCUAGGCUAACACCAGUAAUUAAAUUAUCAUUCGUGGGUCCUGGAAGGAAAAUAAUAAAGGAAGGCGAUCCACCUUCCACGGUGUAUUUUAUACUGAGUGGAGAAGUGGAGCUAUACAAAAGAGUUUAUGAUCGGACAAAACACAUAUAUGUGGAUAAAUUAGAAUCUAUUAGCGGGCCAGGAGACUGUCUUGGAGAUAUUGAAAUGAUUGAAGAGUGUGAUAGAUUAAAUACAUAUAUUUCUCGCAAUCAAGUUGAACUUCUUGUUCUGCAUGAGGACGAUUUUAAUAACAUUCUGCGACCCACAAUGUCAAAGCAAUGGAUGGAAAGGAAGGCAGCCCUUUUUUCAUUGGAGUAUUUUAAGUAUUUAAAUAAUGAUCAGAUUAUUACCGCCUGCAAAUUAGGCCUUAUUCGACAGUUUGAUCCACUGGAAACAAUAUAUUAUGAAGAUAAAGGUCACAUUAGUUACGUGCAUUUCGUAAUUAGUGGUGAAUGCAUGAUCUUACAAUGUUUAAAAAUGAAGGUUACUACUAAACUAGGCGGAAAAUUAUUUGAACUUUUUGAUAUUUCUCAAAACGAAGACGAAAAUAUAUUUCAAGAUUCCGCUUUAAAUAUUUCGAAAGAUGGAAAUUUUCGCAAUAUAUUGUCGUUUUUUGAUGUGAAUUAUGAAAUAAUGUCCGAAGAGGAUGAUAAAAAUAAGAAAGGAAGUCGCCUGUUUCAGAAAAUGGACAUUAAAAGUAUAGAAGUUUCAUGUGGCCUAAAAGGAACAAGCGAGGAGGAAAUUACAUCUGGAAAAGAUAGUCACUUUUCCAAGGAGUAUUUAAACGAAUCUGAAGACACAGAAUUCCUCUCUGAGUUCAGUAAUUUUUCAUAUACGCAAAAGCUAAGUGUCGAAACUCUACACGAACAUGUGAUAUCAUCGGAAAGCAAAACUGGCAUCGAUAAGCAAAGGUUAUCAAAUAUAAACAACAAAGAAAAUAUACCACCCGGCAUUAAAAUUAGAAGUAGUGGAAACCGCAAUUAUUUCAAUAAUUUAAAUUCUAAUAUUGAACCUGAAGGAAUGUCCAGUACAAAGAAAGAAUCUAAUACCAAAAUUGAAAACCAUUUUAUUGACGUUGGGUCAAUAACGUUUGGAGGUAUUUUUAGUUUAGGCGAGAAACUAGAACAUAGAGUUAUAAUGGCCAGAACUACCGUCCAAUGUCUUAUGCUUCCAAGAUAUUGGCUCAUGGAAAGGGAUCAAAAUCCAGGAAACAUAUGGCAACGUAGGCGAUUCUACUUAGAUUCCACAAUCCCAUCUAGAGAACAACUCUUCAAAGACUUUUUAACUACUCGCACAUGGCAGAAGUUCAAAAAUAGUAUAAUAUCAAGCAACUUAACGAGGUAUUUGGGAAAUCCAACAAAAGUUCAGGAUAUACCUAUUAUUUGUAGAAUUGUUGAACCUAGUGAGGAUUAAGCUUGCGAUUGAUGAAAUAAUAUAGACACUGUUUCAUUUAUAAUUUGUACAUGUAUGUUAUAAAACUACCCUUUACCAUACUUGUAUUAUUGUUUUAUAAUAAAUAUAUAUCUUUAUACAAUACGCGAAUGCGAAAUACCUAUA